UAAUCGUUUAGUCGCACUGAGGCUGAGAGGGGAAGUGAAGGCUAGCACGUGGUAAUAAUAAUUCAUCGUGUUUUGCUUUUACUUCAUGUUACUGUAGUGCCUUUGUUCCAGCUUUGUCUUGUCAGCGGUGACUUUAAAUCAGCAGCCGGAGACGACUUUCACCUCACAGCUCAAAAAGAGCUGUUUUAUCUGCCUCAUCAUGGCGGACAACGGGGACGAGGACUCUGAGUACAGAAUCAAAGUGGGAGACUGCGUCGUGUUAAAACGAGGAGAUAUCUUCAAAGCUAUGCAGAUUCAGCUCGGGAAGAAGGUGAUUUUUGAGAAACAGUGGAUCUUCUUGGACAAAGCUGUGGGUCAACUGUAUAGCACCACAUUUGAUAUUGUGUCUGGAGGAAAUCUGCUGCCACAGAAGCCAAAAAACGCAGAUGACGCUAGUGAUGCAAAGGAGGCGGGCACAGACAACAGGAAUAUUGUCGACGAUGGGAAAUCCCAGAAACUGACCAGGGAUGACAUUGAGACGCUCAAAGAGCAAGGUCUGAAGGGUCAGGAAAUCAUUCAGCAGCUUAUAGACAACAGUUCCACAUUCAGAGAUAAGACGGAGUAUGCCCAGGAUAAAUACAUCAAGAAGAAAAAAAAGAAGUAUGAAAAUACUGUGACGAUUCUCAAACCGUCCUGUCGCAUCCUGGCUAUGAUGUACCAUGGCCGGGAACCAGGCAAGAUCUGCCACCUGCGGUAUGACACACUGGCCCAGAUGUUGACUCUGGGAAAUGUCCACGCUGGCAGCAAAGUCUUGGUGUUUGAGACUUGUGCUGGUCUUGUGUUAGGAUCCGUUAUGGAGAGAAUGGGAGGUACGUUUGUCCUGUUAACUUUGCAGAGCCUUGCUGUUGCCCACUGCAUAAUUAAUCAGCCUCUCUUUCCUCUUCAUUCAGGCUACGGGUCAGUGAUUCAGAUGUACCCAGGAGGUGGUCCUGUUCGGGCGGGUAUGGAGAGCUUUGGCUUCCCCGCACAUUUCCACGAUACGCUGCAUGAGUUUCCCAUCUGCCAUGUCAACGCUCUGCUGGCAGGGACGCUGGACACCACAGACAAACACUCGAGUGCUGUUGAAAAACAGUCUGACCAGGAUAAAGAGAAGGAGCAGAACCAGCCCAAGGCAGAACAGGCUGGUGAACAGCAGGACGGUCCAGAAGAUCCGAACAUGGAGACUGUCACUGCUGAAGAAGCUCGUGUGGAGAAGGAGAAAAAAGAGAAGGAGAAACGCAAAGAAGCCAAAGCUCAGGAGAAACGGAUGAAGUUGGCAGCUGCUGUCGCUCAGCUGGAAGGCAGAAAUGCCGACGGGUUGAUAAUCGCCAGUCGCUUUCACCCGUCUUCUGUCGUAAUGGGCCUGCUCAAAUUCCUCGCUCCCUCCAGGCCUUUUGUCAUCUACUCCCAGUACAGAGAGGCUCUUAUCGAGUGUUUCACAAAGCUCAAGGAACAUGGUGGUACAGUCAACGUCAGACUCACAGACACCUGGCUCAGGCAUUAUCAGGUGUUGCCUAACAGGACCCAUCCUCUGCUGCUGAUGAGUGGGGGUGGAGGCUACCUCCUCUCAGGGACAACGGUUGCCACAGACACUGCCAAACCUUCAGGCUCACAGCGAGUUGAGGAACCAGCGGCAAAAAGACAGAAACUGACAGACACUGAGGGAUAAACAAACAAACACACGAGUACUGUGUCUUUUUAAGGGCACAUUUCAAACGGCCUGUAGGGUUUUUUCCUCCAGCGCUGACCUUCCUUCUCUGCUGAACUUUUUUGACACCACAGAGUGUCCGGUUUGUAUUCAUCAAACCUUGUGUAUUCAGAUCAGUGCAGAUGAAGGAAACAAAGCUGUUGACCUCAUUGAGCUCACUGAAAUAAUCUUUUUUUUCAGUUAAUGCUCCACAGAUUCUAGUUUAAUAUUUUUUAAUUUUGUUGUUCAUUUAGAAAGUCAUUUGUGAUGACCAAUUGGCUUCACUGUGGACAACGUCUAUCAGCAGAAUUAAAAACAAGUAUUAGAGAUGUGCUAACAUAAUUUUUUCCAUCAAUAAAAUCAUCAAAAGAU
This is a messenger RNA of Solea solea (common sole), 2077 nucleotides long. RefSeq names its product tRNA methyltransferase 6 non-catalytic subunit (gene trmt6). Bases 200 to 1687 code for a protein of 495 amino acids. Lineage: Eukaryota; Metazoa; Chordata; Actinopteri; Pleuronectiformes; Soleidae. The record is from RefSeq and is a predicted model, not a curated record. Gene Ontology annotation, cellular component: tRNA (m1A) methyltransferase complex; nucleus. Gene Ontology annotation, biological process: tRNA methylation. The transcript is spliced from 11 exons.